This is a messenger RNA of Saccostrea cuccullata (small rock oyster), 1411 nucleotides long. RefSeq lists its product as uncharacterized. The transcript is spliced from 5 exons. The coding region runs from base 133 to 1299 and encodes 388 amino acids. The record is from RefSeq and is a predicted model, not a curated record. Gene Ontology annotation, molecular function: protein binding. Lineage: Eukaryota; Metazoa; Mollusca; Bivalvia; Ostreida; Ostreidae.
UAUUAAAGGUACCUCCCAUUUACUAUGUAUAACAGCACUCAUGCUUUUUUCGACAGUGUAUAAAAGCAGAUUAAAACUUCUCUCGACAGCAUAUAUUUUUUAUUUGUGGAAAAUUCUAUUCAUCCAAAUUAUAUGCUUAUCAAACUAGUGAAAACAGCACUUGAAAUGAGGGACAUUUAUAUAACGCCAAAUGACAACAAUGACGUAGAGAAAGAGAGUGAAAGUCAAGACUCCAGAACUUCCUACCAGACAAUGCAACUGAGAAGAAGUAUGUUUGGAAUAAAAUCCACUUUGUAUAAAACCUCGAAAAGAAAUAGCUUAGAAGACUUUGAUGACAUUCGGAGCAUAUUAUCUCACAGCAAAGUUGAAGAGAACUGGGAAUCACACGUUAAUGAGGACGGGGGAGUCUUCUAUGUCGACGUCACAAAAGAAACUGACCAUUCACAGCGGAGAAGACGACAUGUACCUAAUGGAGCACGUGCUAGACAUCGGCGCAGACGACUAAAUAACCAUCAUUGUCCGUGUCAUUUUCAGCCAGAUAUUGAAACAAAAUCAGAAGUUCCAAAUGAAGAAAAGAUUAGUAAAAGAAGUGAUGUGAAUACUCCUUCAAAUUUUGACACUCGCACUGUAAAUAUAAACUACCUUGAAAGUUUGAUAGACUACCAAUCCCAAAUUCAAGCAAGUAGAGAAAAUAAUAACAAUAGAACUAUAUUGGAUGAAACACACAACGCUCCAGAAAUAACAACAGAUCUUAGACAUAUUUAUGUGGUGCCUAAAGAACAUACCCAAUGUUCGCAAUCGCCUCAAGACAUUUUUUCCAGGAUAUUUCAAUUUCAUGCCAGUUUUGGAGCUAUUUUGUGUCACCAUAACCAAUGUGCUCAACCAAAAGCAGGGAUUUCCCAAGGCAUGGAAGAGGAAACUAAAUUUCUGGUUCAGUAUGUGGAACCAAAUAGUCCAGCUGCAAUAGCAGGUGUUAAGAAAGGUGAUCUUCUUCUCUGUUUGGAUGAUUUAGACGUUUCACAUUACAUGGCAGAAAGAUUACUCAAUAGUUCGCCAGAACAUUCAGUUAAGUGGACUUUGAAAACUACGGAAGAAAUAAACUUGGAUUCUACCAAUCUGAUUUUAAAACCACUGCUGGAAGAAACCUCAACAGAACAACUGAAAACGAGAAAGCAGGUUCGGAAAAGUCUACUUCAACUUCUUUCCCGCGGGGUGAAUCCGAAAAUUUCGUCGUUUUUAAAAAAGCUAACUCAACAAUUUGUUUCUGACGUUGAACUCGAGGAAUUAAAAGUGAGGUAGUCAAAAUGACUUGAAUAGAUAUCAAAAUUAUGUGUGUUCAUUUAUCAAGCAUUUGUCAUGGUGCUUUUUAUUAUUUAAUUUUUCAAGGAAAUAUGUAAAUGAAUAAACUGUA